AUGGUGGUAUAUAAUCAAGACACAAAAGGGACAUGGAAAGAGAUAGAGGAAAGAGUAGCCGGAAGAGAAGAGGAAGUGAUGAUCAUCGGCGGAGACUGUAACGCAAGAACGGGAGAAGAAGGAGGGCCGAUAAACAAGGACCUAAGGAAAGAAAAAAGCAGGCGAUCAAAAGACAAGACAAUAAACAUGGAAGGAAGAACUCUGCUAAAGUACCUGGAAGAGAGAGGCUGGACGAUAAUCAAUGGCAGAGAUAAAGAAGGAGAGGAGUGCACCUAUAUUGGAGAGAGGGGAAACUCAGUAAUAGACUAUGUGAUUGGCAAUCAGGAGGUGACAGAAGAAAUAAUUGACAUGAAAGAAGGUAAAAGAACAGAGUCGGACCACAUGCCGUUAGAAAUAGAAAUAGGGAGGCCGGAAUUACAAAAGAAUGAGGAGAAGAAAGAAGAAGAGAAGGAGAAAAGGGAAUGGACAAACGAAAGUGUGGAAAAUUACUUGGAGGAAUGUAAAGACUGGACCUGCAACAGAAAAAAGAGUAGAGGAAAUGUGGAUAGAAAUCUAAAAGAAGAUAAACGAAGCAAUGCCAAAGAAGAAAGUGAAGAUAAGGAAAUGGGGCAUGGGAUAGAAAGUGUGUGGUGCAAACACAGAAAGGAAAGACACGAAGAUGAAGAAAUGGAGAAAAUCAAAAAGAUCGAAACAGAGCAAGAAGCGUGGAAUUACAUAAAUAAAUAUAGAAGAAGAAGAGAGGGUAUAGAUGAAGAAAUAAGCGAAGAAGAGUGGAAAAAUCACUUUAUGAAAAUUUUAGGAGGAACAGAGCACAAAAAGAGCAGAAAAACGGAGGGGCAUAGAGCGGAAGAGAAAAUAAUGGAGGAGAGAGAAAAUAAUACAGAAAAGGAAGAGGUGAUCUACCAACUAAGAAACCUGAAGGAGAAGAAAGCAAUGGGGGAAGACGGGUUAGAAAAUGAGGUAUGGAAGUAUGCACCGAAGGAAGUGGGGAAAGCGUUAUGGGAGUUGUUAAGGAAAAUAUGGAAUGGGAAGGGGAUACCAGAAGAUUGGAAAAAAGGCGUAAUAUGUCCGACAUACAAGAAGGGACACAAAAGAGUAGCGAAGAGUUACAGAGGAGUAACAUUAAUGGACACAGCAUACAAGAUCUACGCAGGGAUACUGGACGAAUGGCUGAAGCCAGAGAUAGAAACCAAACUGGAAGAAAGUCAAUUCGGAUUCAGAAAAGGAAGAGGAGUGACCGACGCGUGUAAAAAAUGUUAUGAACCAGCUACACAAGAGAAAAUGGACACGGAUGCGCAAGAUAACUGGGAUGAAAAGAAUCAAUGGGCGAUGAACUACAUCCAUGGUAGUAUAACAAAUGAACAAUUAGAAUUUGUUGGUGAUCAAGACACUGCUUUAAAAAUAAUGAAAAAAUUUGACGAAAUGUAUAUGAAGGAAUCAACAGCAUUGCAAAUUUGUAUAAGAAGUAGACUAGACAUAAUGAGGCUGAAAGACUUUGAAGAAUGA
Molecule: messenger RNA, 1506 nt
Organism: Bombus pyrosoma
Lineage: Eukaryota; Metazoa; Arthropoda; Insecta; Hymenoptera; Apidae
Exons: 3
Coding region: 1-1506 (501 amino acids)
Molecular function (GO): catalytic activity
Source: RefSeq, a predicted model, not a curated record